Messenger RNA from Cooperia oncophora, 120 nucleotides. Lineage: Eukaryota; Metazoa; Nematoda; Chromadorea; Rhabditida; Trichostrongylidae. The record is from the annotation of a GenBank genome assembly.
AUGGCGAUUCCGAAUUGUCAGACACAGACUCUGGUUCCACCAUAUCGGAGAAGACCAAACAGAACGUCUUGCCAGUAUUUGCUCAGAAAAGACAACAGGCAUUGCCUGGAGCUACAGUGA